This is a messenger RNA of Dentiscutata heterogama, 299 nucleotides long. Lineage: Eukaryota; Fungi; Glomeromycota; Glomeromycetes; Diversisporales; Gigasporaceae. The record is from the annotation of a GenBank genome assembly.
AAUUGUUUAAAAAUACAGAAAAAAAUAUUUCAGAAAGUAGUAUUAAUAGAGUCAUGCCUUAUAUUAUUCUUAAAAAUUUAUUAGAUCAAAAGUUUGCAAUAGCUACUGAUAAAGCAAUUAUCUUGGAUAACAAGUCUAGAAGUAAAUAUAAAGCAAUUAUCUUAGAUAAUGAAGUAAUUAUAUUGGAUGAUGAGUCUAAAAGUAGAGAUAAAAAAAUUAUCUUGGAUAAUGAGUUCAAAAGUGAAGAUGAAAUUAUUGAUUACUAUGAUAAAGAAAUAGUCAAUUAUAUAAAUUCUUGA